Messenger RNA from Dinoponera quadriceps, 1839 nucleotides. It is a transcript of the gene APP-BP1, whose product is annotated as NEDD8-activating enzyme E1 regulatory subunit. Gene Ontology annotation, biological process: protein ubiquitination; ubiquitin-dependent protein catabolic process; DNA damage response. Gene Ontology annotation, cellular component: nucleus; cytoplasm. The transcript is spliced from 8 exons. The record is from RefSeq and is a predicted model, not a curated record. Bases 106 to 1722 code for a protein of 538 amino acids. Gene Ontology annotation, molecular function: ubiquitin activating enzyme activity; NEDD8 activating enzyme activity. Lineage: Eukaryota; Metazoa; Arthropoda; Insecta; Hymenoptera; Formicidae.
ACAAACACAGUACGUAUAAAUUCGUAGUGGAUACCGUUACUGUGUUCGUGUGAUUUGGAAAUAUUUUCUGCCAUUACAGACAAUUGUUCGAAAUUUGUCUCUUUGAUGGCUUCGCCAGCUCCAAAAUCGCCCGAACUAUCUGAAAAGACUCGAAAAUACGAUAGACAACUGAGAUUAUGGUGUGAUCAUGGACAAGCAUGCUUAGAGACUGCUCAUAUCUGCGUUAUAAAUGCCACCGGACUUGGUACAGAGAUAUUGAAAUCGCUAGUACUUCCAGGUAUUGGAGCCUUUACCAUAGUCGAUGGUAAAAAGAUUACUGAUGAGGACAUAGGAGUGAAUUUCUUUCUAGAAGCAGAUAGUAUUGGGAAAUCAAGAGCACAGGUGGCUACUCAGAUGCUUUUGGAAAUGAAUCUUGAUGUAACCGGUGAUUAUAUCGACGAAGAACCUGAACAAAUCUUAUCCAACAGCCCAGAUUUUUUCAAUACUUUUACAGUGGUUGUUGCCACCUCACUGACUGAGAAAACGUUGAUUCUGCUAUCGAGAAGACUUUGGGACCUGAAUAUUCCGCUGAUAGUAUGCAGGAGUAUAGGAUUCAUCGCUUAUAUGCGGGUUCAAGUGAAGGAGCACACAGUUGUAGAAACCCAUCCGGAUAACGAAACGUUGGACUUGCGUCUUGACAAACCGUUUGAUAGCCUAAAAAAGCACCUGGAUUCCAUAAAUCUCGACGACAUGAGCUUCAAAGAUCACUGCCACGUACCGUAUCUAAUCAUUUUGUACAAAUUCCUGGAGGAGUGGAUCCAUAAUUAUGGUGCGUUACCGAAGACUUAUAGUGACAAGCAACAGCUGAAGCGAAUGAUACAGGGUGGCAUGAGGCGUGACGAGCAUGACUUGUCCAAUAGCGAAGAGAAUUUCGAGGAAGCUUUAAAGGCUGUGAAUACGAGCAUCAGGCCGAUCAGUAUUCCCGAUAACGUUAUAAACAUAUUGAACGACGACUGUUGCAUUAAUCUAACAGCAAAGAGCAGCUCCUUCUGGAUUAUCGCAAAGGCGGUGCGUGAUUUUGUUGAUAACGAAGGCGGCGGGUUCUUGCCGCUCAAAGGUGCUCUGCCCGACAUGACUGCUGACACCGAGAAAUAUGUCAUGCUCCAACAAAUUUAUCACAAGCAAGCAUCGGCGGAUGCGGAAGCUGUAUGGAGGCGCACUUUGCAGUUGCUACGUCAAUUAGGAAGGCCCUCGGACUCGAUUCUGGAAAAGGACGUCAAGAUGUUCUGCAGACACGCAACCGAUAUUCACGUGGAGAGAGGAAGCUGCAUUGCGGACGAGUACGAUCCCAAAAUUUUUGAUACUAAUACCAUAGUUCAAAAUUUAGAGAAUCCUGAGAGUAUGAUGAUUUAUUACGUUAUACUCCGUGGAGUAGACAAAUUUCAAGCAGAAUACAACUCGUAUCCCGGUGAAUUCGAUGACCAAGUGGAGCCUGAUAUCGUGAAACUCAAGACAUGCCUCACGAAAUUGUUGAACGAAUGGGGAUGCGGACCGUUAGCCAAAGACGAUUAUGUGCACGAGUUUUGUCGAUUCGGUGGCGCUGAAUUGCAUUCUGUCUCGGCAUUUUUGGGUGGUCUCGUGGCGCAGGAAACUAUCAAAUUUAUCACAAAUCAGUAUAAACCUAUUCACAACACCUUCAUCUACGAUGCCGUUACAUCGAACUCCGGAACGUUCUUCUUCUAAAAUUGUUAAGAAAAAAAUACAUGAAAAGAAUAUAUCUGUGUUCUAAUUAAAAAGUGAUAAUACAAUUUUGUAGUGCGUAUUGAUUCUAUAAAUUUUCUUUGUAUUACGACUAUCGUA